AUGGCGUUACGUUCCUUCCUGCGCAAGGGAUCUGGCCCGGGUCUCGUAGUCCCGAGCGUUGGAAAGUGGAAGGGAAGAGGAGGAGCCAGCAGUCUCCGAGCAUCAGGGAAGAAGCAGGAGAGCGCGAUCGACGAUGUCUCCGUCAUCCUCCUCGCAGGAGGCGUGGGGUCACGAAUGAAGGCCGACAGACCGAAACAGUUCCUGGAGCUCGAAGGAAAGCCGAUCCUCCGACACAGCCUCGAGCUUUUCAUGAAGAUCCAGGGGGUGACAAGGAUUGUGAUCGUCAUUGCGCCUGAGUACAGAGAUUCUCUUGCUGAUGUAACGAAGAAAGAUGCCAGGAUCUGCUUUGCGGAGCCAGGAAAGGAGCGCCAGGACUCUGUGUUCAACGGGCUUCAGGAGACGGCGCUGGACACGUCUCUGAUCUGCAUUCAUGACGCUGCCAGACCGCUGGUGACCGAGCAGGAGAUUCUUUCAUGUAUGAACGAUGCGCUCGAGCACGGCGCUGCUGUCCUCGCAGUUCCCAUGAAGGCUACGGUGAAGGAGAGUGAGGAUGGGAAGUUUGUGUUGCGAACGAUCGAGAGGUCGAGGCUGUGGGAGAUCCACACGCCACAGGUGAGGGAGAAGGAGCAAAUUAUAAGACCUGCUCUUCUCCGCGAAGGAUUCAAGAAAGUGAAGGAGCUCAACCUUGCCGUGACGGAUGAUGUCUCCAUCAUAGAGCAGCUUCCUGCUCCUGUCAAGAUCACUGUUGGCGAGUACACCAACAUCAAGAUCACAACUCCAGAAGACAUGCCCAUGGCACGCUCGAUCUUGUGA
This is a messenger RNA of Guillardia theta CCMP2712, 813 nucleotides long. Its product is annotated as 2-C-methyl-D-erythritol 4-phosphate cytidylyltransferase. Gene Ontology annotation, biological process: isoprenoid biosynthetic process. The coding region runs from base 1 to 813 and encodes 270 amino acids. The transcript has 7 exons. NCBI's taxonomy places the organism in Eukaryota, Cryptophyceae, Pyrenomonadales, Geminigeraceae. Gene Ontology annotation, molecular function: 2-C-methyl-D-erythritol 4-phosphate cytidylyltransferase activity. The record is from RefSeq and is a predicted model, not a curated record.